Messenger RNA from Scleropages formosus (Asian bonytongue), 2770 nucleotides. RefSeq names its product phospholipase D family member 3 (gene pld3). The coding region runs from base 391 to 1890 and encodes 499 amino acids. Gene Ontology annotation, molecular function: catalytic activity. NCBI's taxonomy places the organism in Eukaryota, Metazoa, Chordata, Actinopteri, Osteoglossiformes, Osteoglossidae. The transcript is spliced from 12 exons. The record is from RefSeq and is a predicted model, not a curated record.
CGGUGACGUCACGCGGAGGGGCGUCCGCGAGCGCGGUCAGCCGAGCUCGAGAGCUCACGUGACCCGAGCCGUAGCUCCACAAACAAUUAGUUAGAGUUGUGAAAUUAGUUAGAGCUUUUAGUGCCGCUUGGACAGGCCGGGGAGCCUUUAUUGGUGACCUUUUACAAAUGUGCGGGUCACCUUCUCGACAGCUGUAUACCUUUGUAUCGAAAAGUUUGCGAACACACGCAUUUUUACUACAGAAAGUAGGCUUUUUUUUUUUUUUGUAGAGAGCUAGACGAAGCCGCUGCCCUGCGGACGUCGUAGCAGAGUUUGUAGCAGCACUGCAGCGAGCGCCAGGACCACAGGUUACAAUACAGUUUUGACUUCCAAAGACUUGACUUUUUCAACAUGCAAUCUACAAAUGUUAAUUUUCAUGUUCCCUAUGAAAGGCUUGUGCCCUUGGAAGUAUUACAGGAUGUGCAGUAUCGCCAGGAGGCACAGAAGUUAUACAAGUGGGGACUGUUCACCUGUCUGACAACCCUGCUCCUGGCUGUCAUGUAUCUUCAGUCCAUGUAUAUGCAUCUGCCCACUUCUGUGCUGGAUUCACCUACACAUGGCUUUUCAGUUUCCCGUCACAACAGUUGCACUGAUCCCUGUAGGAUUGUUCUUGUUGAGAGUAUUCCAGAAGGAAUGGAGUUUAACUGCAGCACCAACCCUUCAAUCUUUCAAUCCUGGCUGAACCUGAUUGGUGAGGCACGGAGCAGCCUUGACAUUGCCUCCUUCUAUUGGACACUGUCCAACAAAGAUACACACUCUGAUGACCCCACAGCCUACCAGGGUGAAAGAAUUCUGAAAGAACUGAUCCAACUGUCAAGCAAUGAGACUGCAGUGUCUGUUCGAAUUGCGGUGAACACCCCACAGGGAUCUCAGCCAGUGGAAGAUCUAAACAUUUUAAUGCAAGCAGGUGCUGAUGUGAGGAAAGUGAAUAUGCGGGAUCUCACUACCGGAGUUCUGCACACUAAGUUUUGGAUCGUGGACAAGAAACACAUCUAUAUAGGGAGUGCCAACAUGGAUUGGCGGUCCCUAACCCAGGUAAAGGAGCUAGGAGUUGUUGUGUACAACUGUAGCUGUUUAGCUGCAGAUUUGGAGAAGAUUUUUGAGGCCUACUGGUACUUGGGCCAGGAAGGGAACACCAUCCCUUCUCAUUGGCCAGCCAGUUAUGCUACUUCUUACAAUAAGGAAACUCCACUAGAGCUCCAGUUCAAUGGAACCUCCUCCACUGCCUACCUAUCGAGCUCACCCCCAUCACUUUGUGCGGAUGGAAGGACCCAAGAUCUGCAGGCUAUCCUCAGUGUUAUUGAUGAUGCCCGAGAAUUUGUCUACGUAGCUGUAAUGAACUACAUACCAACCCUGGAGUAUUCGCACCCUAAAAGGUAUUGGUCAGAUAUAGAUAAUCAGUUGCGACGUGUGGCAUACGAGCGAUCUGUACGUGUUCGCCUCCUCAUCAGCUGCUGGAGUCACUCUCAGCCAUCCAUGUUCCCCUUCUUGCGUUCCCUUGCUGCUGUUCAAGACCGAACAAGCAAGCUGGACAUUGAGGUGAAACUCUUUGUUGUGCCACCAACUUCAAGCCAGAAGAACAUCCCUUAUACCAGAGUCAACCACAACAAGUAUAUGGUCACAGACAAGGUGGCCUAUAUUGGAACCUCAAACUGGUCAGGAGACUACUUUGUGAACACGGCAGGGUCAGCGCUGGUAGUGAACCAGACUGCAACCCUAUCAACAGAGCUCACAGUCCAGGAACAGGUCCAGGCUGUGUUUGAGAGGGACUGGGACUCCCCCUAUAGCACCUCGCUUACCCAGCACACAGACAUCAAAAAACUGUGCAGUGCUAAACACUUUCACUCUUAGAUCUACCUCCAGGCCGUUUAUAGAGGACAAAGAGCAUUUGGAGCUCACAGUGAUGUGAGACUUUACCAUUGACUCUGCUUUUUCUUUUUUUGUACACCAUUAUAUUUGUCUGCACGGCCCUGUUGCUUCAGGGGCGACAUGCCUUUAUGAUUAAUCAUGUUCAGUUAUAACUUUUCACUUAUUACAACUUUUUCAGGGUAAUUAGCAGACAUAAAUAUUUUAAGGAAAUGGUAUUUUGCUAUAAAAUGGUAAUGGUAUUUUAAGUCACUUUAGACAAAGGUGUCAGGUAAUAAAGAAUAGCAAUCAGGCAAGCCUAACUUAAUAUUAGCAGUUGGGUGAUGUAGGUGUUUCUUAGUCCCAUCACACUGUUUAGCAGUACAAUUAGCCAGCAGUUUUUGGUUGUUCACAGGAGAAUUUCAGGAAGUAGUACUCUUUAGUUGCAUGAACCUGCAAAUUUUAUUUUUUUGGGAUCUGUACACUACACAAGUCAGUUAAAUGUUCUUGUGUGAAACACUUCAGUAUACUCAGAAUUCAAAGCACACUUAGUUCCAACAAAAAUGUAUUUGCACAACACUGCCUGUCAGCAGAAAUUAAAUAUGAAAAAAUAUAAUAGAUUUUACAUUGGCUGUUAAAUGUUUGUAUUUCCAUGACUGGGAUGUACUGUAAGCCAACAUGCUGCUCCUGCUGUGCUGUAGUAGUUCCCAGAGAUGUAGUGCAUGUGUGGAUUGUUGUGAUUGGACUCUUCUGCCCUGACAUGUUUGUUCCGUACAGGUAUUGCCCAUGCUGCCUUUGUACUCACUUUUUACUGGUACUGUAAAUCUGGUAGACUGGUACUCUUCUAAUUAAGACUGUCUUAAGAGACCUCAGGAAGAAUUUAAAC